Messenger RNA from Artibeus jamaicensis (Jamaican fruit-eating bat), 1029 nucleotides. Its product is annotated as olfactory receptor 4C15-like. The transcript has a single exon. Lineage: Eukaryota; Metazoa; Chordata; Mammalia; Chiroptera; Phyllostomidae. Gene Ontology annotation, biological process: G protein-coupled receptor signaling pathway. Gene Ontology annotation, cellular component: membrane. Gene Ontology annotation, molecular function: olfactory receptor activity; G protein-coupled receptor activity. The record is from RefSeq and is a predicted model, not a curated record. Bases 94 to 1029 code for a protein of 311 amino acids.
AUCACAAACUGGUCUCAGGUGAAUUUUUCUUUUUCUCAUAAUUGCAGAUUUUAUAUACUUACUCUGGUGGAAUUUAGCUGUUCCUUGGAAAUCAUGCAAAACCAAAGCUUUGUAAGUGAGUUCAUCCUCUUGGGGCUUUCAAAGAAUCCAAAUGUUCAGAAAAUAAUAUUUGUUAUAUUAUUGUUGAGCUACAUGGCAACUCUCGGGGGCAACUUGCUAAUUGUGGUGACCAUCAGCAGUAGCCCAGCACUCCUGGGCUCCCCCAUGUACUUCUUCUUGGCUUUCUUGUCCCUCCUGGAUGCCUGCUUCUCCACUGUCACUGCCCCAAAAAUGAUUGUAGACUCUCUGUAUGAGAGGAAAACCAUAUCCUUUGAGGGCUGCAUGACCCAGCUCUUUGCUGGACACUUCUUUGCUGGAGUGGAGGUGAUUGUCCUCACAGUCAUGGCCUAUGACCGCUAUGUGGCCAUCUGCAAGCCCUUGCAUUACUCUUCUAUCAUGAACUGGAGGCUCUGUGGCAUUCUGAUGGGAGUGGCCUGGACAGGGGGCUUCCUGCAUUCCAUGAUACAAAUUGUCUUUGCUUUACAGCUGCCCUUCUGUGGUCCCAAUGUCAUCGAUCAUUUCAUAUGUGACUUAUACCUGCUACUAGAGCUGGCCUGCACUGACACUCAUGUUUUUGGCCUUUUUGUGGUGGCCAACAGUGGGUUUAUGUGCAUCAUAAUCUUCUCUUUGUUGCUUGUCUCUUAUGGCAUCAUCUUGUGGUCUCUGAGAACCCACAGUAUUGAAGGGCAGUGGAAAGCUCUCUCCACUUGUGGAUCUCACAUUGCUGUUGUGGUUUUGUUCUUUGUCCCCUGCAUAGUCACAUAUGCCCGACCUCCAUCCACUUUCUCUUUUGACAAAAUGGUGACAAUAUUUUACACCAUCCUAACCCCCUUGUUCAAUCCUUUGAUUUACACCAUCAGGAAUAAGGAAGUGAAAAAUGCCAUGAGGAAUGUGUGGAGUAGAAUAAUGGUAGUUUGUAAUGAAAGAUGA